AAACCUAGGUUGUUCCAACUGUUUGCAGUGUAUGAGGGAUUCUUUUAGGUAUCCUCUUUUGGCUUUUCUCAAAGAGGUUUCAUUUAUGAAAUUAACAAGUUACACUAUAAUAAAUUUUAUUUCAUUAAUUCAUUUUUCUAGAACUAUUUGCUGGUUAUUCAGUUAUGGAGUUAUCAUGUACUUUGGAUUUGAGCAUUUGAAGAACCCUGGGUAGUCUUUAAUUCACACCAUAGAGAAGUAGCAAGGAGAAGGGAGGAAGCUUCUUGACAAUACAAAAUAUUAUUCAAGUAUGCCUUCUAGAUCAUAUAUGAGUCCUAAGUAUUAUGUCUUUACAAGGAUGUAUAGUCUAUGCAAUGAGUUAAGUGUUUUUGUUGAAAAUUUUGGUAGAAAGAAUAUUAGUAGGUGUUCAUGAUUAGUAUCACAUUCCUUGUGCCAGAUGGCUUUUUGUACAUAAAGAGAAGAGCGGAUGUAGCUUAGCUUAUGGACUCUCUGAUUAUAGAGAGUUUUAUAAAUUGGAAGCUUUGGCAUAGUUGUUGUGAACUUGGUCUCUAUUCAGAUAUUCAAUUUUUUUCCAUAAUUUGAAAUAUUUGCCUUCUCCUGGAGCCAUCCAAUACCAAGAGGUGCUGUCUGAUUCAAAGUUCCUUACAUUCCAGUAUCCAAAUAGGCCAAGUGCAUCCAAUUCUAAGAAGAUUGACCUCCUCAGGUAUAUUUUCUUAGACCUCAGCUUCUUUAAAACCUUCCCAUCCAUCCCUAAGUUUAUCCUCUCCAUCCCCAUAUCAGUAAGCAUUUGUAUCUUUUUAUCAAUCCAGACUUCAAAGCAACCCCUGAAAUCAAAUUUGUCAAUCCAUACGGUAAUCCCUGGAUGUUCCAAUUUUUUGCAGUGCAAUAGAUGAGGAAUACUUUUAGCUUAUGGGAGAAUGAUUCAAUUGUCCAAACAUUGAUCUAUUGAUUUCACAUAUUUAGAGAUGAUUCCAGAACUUAGCCUUAAACUCAGUGUCACUCUACAAAUUGAAGCAGAAGGAAUUAUACCAUACAUGACUUUAAGGUUAGAUUCUUCAGAACUCAUCAUUUUCUCAAAAAUUAGCCAUCAACUAUCACUCCAUAAAUGUUUGUGACUUAUGUCACUUUUCUUUAAUAUGUGUAAUUUUUUUUUUUUAUCAGUCAUGUCUGUUAUUUGGAUACUUUGAUAUGAAGUUAAUGAAGAAUAUUAAGAGUUUACAUUAGCUUUUAAAAUUUGGCAUUUGAUCAUUUACAUUGCAAAAUAUGUUCUUAUAAGACAAUUAAUACCAUUGAGCAUUAGGUCUCCUAAUUAACUGCUACUUUCAUA
Messenger RNA from Rubroshorea leprosula, 1327 nucleotides. Lineage: Eukaryota; Viridiplantae; Streptophyta; Magnoliopsida; Malvales; Dipterocarpaceae. The record is from the annotation of a GenBank genome assembly.